ACUUCUGGCACAGAUUUAUCAUUUAUCCGAUCAUAACGACUGAACUGCUGUUACUGAGGCCGUUGGAGACCUCCCCUCUGUCCCCUAUCCGAAUAAAAUGGAGCUUUCUGCGGCGUUGAAAGUGGCGCUCUUAAGUAGUCUCCUCCUGUCCGCCGUGAAGUCCGCCGAAGACUUCAACGAUACCUUAAACCUCCGGCAAAAGUCACAUGUAGCUGGUCUUUGCGCUCAACUCAUCGAACCUGCUGGUUUCCCUUGCUCAGAACACAAUGCUCAAACAAAAGAUGGAUUUGUACUGGGACUUCAACGCGUGUCAUCUAGUUCUGGAAUUCUCAGAAGACAAAUGGGCCCUCCUGUUCUGCUUAUACAUGGACUUUUCAUGGCAGGUGAUGCGUGGUUCUUGGAUACCCCAAAUCAAUCCUUGGGCUUUAUCCUUGCCAAUCGUGGUUUUGAUGUCUGGGUUGGUAAUGUGCGUGGGACACGCUGGUGUCAUGGCCAUAUAUCUUUAUCAGAGAAAGAUAAGAAAUUCUGGGAUUGGAGUUGGCAGGAAUAUGCUCUUUACGAUCUCCAAGAAAUGAUUCGUUAUGUAUAUACAGUUACAAACUCUAGAGUGUUUGUCAUUGGAUAUUCUCAGGGAACAAUCAUUUCUCUGGCUGCCUUUACUGAACCAGAUACAGUACAAAUGGUUGGAGCAGCUGCGCUUCUUUGUCCUAUAACAUAUUUGAAUCAUAUGACUGCUCGAUUGCCUCUUAGAUUAGUUAAAAUGCAUCUUACUCAGGUUUUACUUGCAGUGGGCAUUCAUGAACUCAAUUUCAAAAGUGACUGGGGUACUCGCAUCAUGGAAAUGAUGUGCGACAGACAUGUAGAUUGUGGUGACUUGCUAUCUUCUAUUACAGGGAAGAAUUGUUGUUUCAAUAGCUCUCGGAUUGAUUUCUAUCUUGAAUAUGAACCGCAUCCAUCAUCUACAAAAAAUUUGAAUCAUCUCUUUCAGAUGAUCCGAAAAGGUACUUUUGCGAAGUACGACUAUGGAUUUUGGAAGAACUUGAAGCACUACGGCCAACUGAAGCCACCAAAGUUCGAUCUAAGCCAAAUUCCCAGUUCAUUACCAUUAUGGAUGGGGUACGGGGGAAAUGAUGCCUUAGCAGACGUCACAGAUUUGCAGCAUACUCUCAAGGAAUUACAAUCAAAGCCAGAUUUGCUCUAUCUUGAAAAUUAUGGUCAUCUAGAUUUCCUUUUAAGCACAAGAGCAAAGGAAGAUGUUUAUGACAAAAUGCUUGCAUUUUUCGAUUCAUUGGGAACACACAGCAGUUACUAAAUGUUGGAUCGGGGAGGAUCGGAGAGUCUUGAUAGUAUUAAGGAAGAAAAUUUUACUCUUGUUCACUCUUGAAGUGAACUUGCACAUAGGGGUUGUAUACUUGUAUAAUUGUGUGUAAAUUGUACGCAUUAUGUUUAUGAUGUAAAUAUAAUUUCAUAUUUUCCACGGAUUACUUAUUUUCAGCGUCUGUACACUAGCAUUGUAAAUAACUUUAUAAUGGUAACACUCUGCCACAAAAAUUUUAAUUAAUA
Olea europaea var. sylvestris is the source of this 1563-nucleotide messenger RNA. RefSeq names its product triacylglycerol lipase 1-like. The record is from RefSeq and is a predicted model, not a curated record. Bases 98 to 1312 code for a protein of 404 amino acids. NCBI's taxonomy places the organism in Eukaryota, Viridiplantae, Streptophyta, Magnoliopsida, Lamiales, Oleaceae. Gene Ontology annotation, biological process: lipid metabolic process. Gene Ontology annotation, molecular function: hydrolase activity, acting on ester bonds. The transcript has 9 exons.